Vicia villosa (hairy vetch) is the source of this 606-nucleotide messenger RNA. RefSeq names its product GDSL esterase/lipase At1g28610-like. The record is from RefSeq and is a predicted model, not a curated record. Lineage: Eukaryota; Viridiplantae; Streptophyta; Magnoliopsida; Fabales; Fabaceae. Gene Ontology annotation, molecular function: hydrolase activity, acting on ester bonds. The transcript has 3 exons. The coding region runs from base 1 to 606 and encodes 201 amino acids.
AUGGAGUUGGUCGGUAAGCAUUUAUCUCAUCCAAAUAGUAUUCAUUUCAAUGAAGAGUUGAUUGAUCUAGGGGCAAGCACACUCUUAAUCCCUGGGAUGUUUCCAAAGGGAUGCAAUUCAGUCUAUUUAUCCAUUUAUGAAACCAAAGAUAUGAACCAAUAUGACUCAUUUGGUUGCUUGAAAUGGUUAAACGAAUUUUGUGAGUCUUAUAACCAGAAGCUCCAAUAUGAGAUAUUCAACCUUGGCAAAAUUCAUCCUCAUGCUAAACUCAUAUAUGCUGAUUAUUACAAAGCAGCAUUAUCAUUAUAUCAAAAUCAAUCAAAAUUUGGUUUUAUAGGUCUCAAAACCUGUUGUGGGAAGGGAGGUCGAUAUAAUUUAAGUGUGAAUCAAACUUGUGGCAUGCCAAGUGUGAAUGCAUGUGAUGAUCCUUCUAAAUAUAUUUCGUGGGAUGGUCUUCAUUUGACGGAGGCUGCAUAUAGAUUGAUGGCUGAUGGUAUCAUUAAUGGAUCCUAUACUAUCCCCAAAUUUAGUAUCUUGUCCUCCAAGAAACCCAAUGAAGAGCAAAGGUUUAAAAAACGGUCGCUGCCGCGUCACGGUCGCAUAUAG